Spinacia oleracea (spinach) is the source of this 2774-nucleotide messenger RNA. Its product is annotated as protein FAR-RED IMPAIRED RESPONSE 1-like. NCBI's taxonomy places the organism in Eukaryota, Viridiplantae, Streptophyta, Magnoliopsida, Caryophyllales, Amaranthaceae. The transcript has 5 exons. Gene Ontology annotation, molecular function: zinc ion binding. Bases 12 to 2774 code for a protein of 920 amino acids. The record is from RefSeq and is a predicted model, not a curated record.
GUGUAGUGUGUAUGGGAGGGAAUAAGAGCGGGGUGAAAGACAGUGAAACGGGCAAAUCGAAUUCCCUGAGGACCUAUGUUUGGAGGUGUGAGUGUCAUGGAAGGCCAAAAUACCGGCGGAUGGUGAAUGGCAGGGUAGUUACCUGCGCAGAGGAACCAAUUCUUAAGAGGAAGACGAAGAAGUGUAGUUGCCCUGUUAUGCUAUAUGGGGCUCGGACCAAAGAGAAUUUAUGGGUUGUGAAGAGUGUUGUUACUGAACAUUUGAACCACAUUCCCACUCCUACCAAGUCCAACCAUAUUUCCAUGUUCCGGGUCAGGAAAAUAACUCAGACAAUCCUGAAACAGAUUGAAAAUGAUCACGAUUCAGGUGCACCUGUGGCUCAGAUUUUCAAUAACUUAGCGGGAAGAAGGAAUGGUGUAGAGAAUAUUGGUUUUACGAAGAAAGACGUGCAUAAUAUUUUGAAUAGGAGGAUGCGAUUGAGGCUACGAGAUGGGGAUGCUGUUGCAAUGAUAAAUUAUUUAGAUAAAAUGACAAAGGAUAAUCAAAUUUUUUUCCAUCUCCACCGGCUUGAUAAAACAGGGAAGUUGCAGGAUGUAAUGUGGGUUGAUGCUCGUAGCAGAGCCGCGUAUGAGUAUUUUGGGGAUGUGGUUUGUUUUGACUCCACGUACUUGACAAACAAGUAUGAGUUGCCAUUUUCGAACUUUGUUGGGGUGAAUCACCAUGGGCAAACAAUUUUGCUUGGAUGUGCAUUAGUGUCUCAUGAAACCGCGGAAACGUUCGUUUGGCUCUUUAGGGCAUGGUUGUCUUGUAUGGGGGGUAAAGCUCCCGAUGCUAUUAUGACCGACCAGGAUGCGGCUAUGAGGAAGGCAAUUAGAAUAGCAAUGCCAAUGCCUAAAACCAGACAUCGUUGGUGUAUGUGGCAUAUUAUGCAGAAGUUCAGCCGAAAAUUGGGUUCGAUGACUGAUUUUCCCCAAAUAAAAGUUGCCCUACAGAAUGUCAUAUACAACAGUUUGACCCCUGUUGAAUUCGAAGAAGGUUGGGCUGAAGUGGUGGAAACUUUCAAGCUGAAGGAGGCUAAGGAAAGCUACAAGUGGCUAGUAGGGUUGUAUAAUCAGCGAGAAAUGUGGAUACCUGCAUAUGUGAAGCAUAUUUUUUGGGCGGGGAUGCAGACGACUCAGAGGGUUGAGAGUAUUAACAGUUUCUUCGACGGGUACUUGAAGAAGAAUACGAGAUUAUAUCAGUUUGCUCCUAGGUACUGCAAGGCCAUGGAAAGUAGGGCCAAUGAUGAAAAAGCUGCUGAUGUGAACUGCUGUCGUUUUACUCGGUCUUUGGUUGGAGAGUUUGCUGUGGAGAGGAAGUUCCAGAAACUAUAUACUGAUGCGAAGUUCGUUGAAGUCCAGAUCCAAUGUAUGCGGGUAUGUUACGUAACACCUAUUACUUCGAAAGUAGUUUCUGAUGUGGAGGUUGAGCAUACGGUGUCUGACAAAGUAUGGGUAUGGUCCAAGUUCUUGAGAAAGGAAAUAUCUUUGGCAGGCCGGAAGCGUAUAUACGUCGUGAUGUUCAACAAGGAGACCUCUUUUGCAAAGUGUGACUGCAAACAUUUCGAGUGCCACGGCAUUAUGUGUAGGCACAUCAUUAAGGUGUUGGACGUGGAGGAUGUGGAAAAUGUGCCUGCUGGAUAUAUAGUUGACCGAUGGAGGAAAGAUAUACAACGCAAGCACACUCUUGUGAAGGUUGCUUAUCAUGAUCCCGAGAAAACAGAAGAAGUUAAGCGCUAUGACCGGAUUAUGAAUGCGGUGGAACCUGCUGCCCUCCGUGGAUCACUUUCCGAGCAGAAGUUGGAUUUGGUCAUAGAAGGUAUUAUGAAUAUUGUGUUACGUCUUGAUGAGAGUGAUGCUCUUUCAGCAGUUGGUGAUAACGAAGCUGGUGCACUGACUUCCGGGGGGAACAGGAUGGCGAUUGUUGAUCCUGUUCCGCGCGGUGGUUUAAAGGCUCACAGGACUCGUGAAAAAAGAUUUUUACAACCAGGUGAGAAUAAAAACCCCGCAAGGAAGCAAGUCAGGAAAAACAAGAGUGUUGUACCACAAGACUUUCCAGAAACCAGCAAUUGUCAGAACACUUGCCUUCCUCAACACAAGUACGUGCAGCCGCCAAACACCUUCCAUCCUGGUUGGGGAUCCCACGAUCAAUAUGGGUAUAGUGCUGAUUACCUGCCUCAAAUGGCUGGGCAAGUAAGGGGGACUAUGGUAUACCCUCAGCAGAACUACAACAAUGGGGUAUCUGUUCAACAGUUUCAGUCAUCUGGAAGAGUAAGUGGAGUUGUUGCCACAAAUUUGUUUCCCUCAGGACAGACAGAAAUUCGCAUAUCUGUGGGUGGGAUUCGUAUGACCCCGGAGGGUGGUGACGUACUUUCGUCCCAAGACCGUUGUGGUAUAUCAAUGUCACAAAACAUAUCUGGUGGUCCAAUUGCCCAAAACCUAUCCGGUUUACACAUGUCCCAGAACAUUAAUGGUGUGCAAAUGUCGCAAAACUUGAGUGGAGUGCAAAUAUCUCAGAUGUCGCAAAUGUCCCAGAAUGCUGGUUCCAUUCGUUACUUCACCAGUAACAGCAGCAGCAGAGGUGGAAAUUAUCAAGAGGCCGGGACUCAUUGUAUGCCUGCAAAUCAUAACCAGCACCGGCAUAGUUUCCAGGUUGUGAACGAAACCUCCCAUGGGAUCACCGUAGUUAUCAACCAACUACUAAACACUUGUUGCAGUCCAAUCCGGGUUUGUUAG